Messenger RNA from Durusdinium trenchii, 3323 nucleotides. The record is from the annotation of a GenBank genome assembly. Lineage: Eukaryota; Dinophyceae; Suessiales; Symbiodiniaceae.
AUGCACUAUGUGGGCACCUUUAAGACUGGUGAAGUCUUUGAUUCGUCCCGGAAAGCUGGACAGCCCAUCGGAUUUCAAGUGGGCUUGGGACAGGUGAUCCGAGGAUGGGACGAAGGAGUAAUGCAAAUGAGCCUUGGUGAGAAAGCCAGACUGGACAUCACCUCCGACUUUGCGUGCGUUGCCGUGCUUGCAUUGAAGCUGUGCGCUUUGCAAACGCCUUUUCCACCACCUGAUGGACAGAAUGUGCGAAAAGUUCGCUUGGAGAUCAACAGCGAUGCAGACCUGAAAGGCUGCCAAUUUGUGCUUCACAAGAAGCCCAAUGAGUGGCUGAAGAAUGGCUCCACCAAUUUCCUCAUAGACUUUGCAAAGGUGGCAGAGAGCAGAUCCUUCCGUGAUUUGGUCACAGAAGCUGCGAAGCAACAACCCACAGCGAAGGCGUAUGGUCCGGCUGGACCCGAUCGGGCAUGGAAGUCUUCCAAGCGCCUGCCUUUGGUGCGAGCGGGCACGGACAAAUACGAGGUCUCCUUCAACAUUCCUGCAGCGGAGGUGGACACCUACAUCAUGUUUGCCUGCCGCAUGAAGUUGCAGAAACACAGUGAAAAAGGCGUCUAUGGGAUAGAUUUGAUGGUGACGGCGCACACCGAGAUGGAUGGAUCUGAGACGCUGGUUCAGCCAGACAUUGGAGGUCUGGGCUUUGUGCUGAAGACCAUGCAUGGUGAUACAUGGAUAAAGCCCACUGCCGAGCUGUGGAAGUCCACAGCCAGCUGCCGCUUGUGGAUUCGUUGGACGCUCUCGACCAUGGGCCGCGGAGGGUCUGCUGGGCAACAGAUCCGAGAUGAGAUCUUGGUGAUUAUGCACGCCCAUGACAUCAAGGAGAUCCAUGGGACCUACUAUGAACAGUGGCAUCAGAAGUUGCACAACAACACCACACCUGCGGACAUCGGCAUUUGCAGAGCCAUCAUUGCUUACCUCAGAAGUGGUGGCGAUAUGGGCACUUACUGGAAAGUGUUGGGAGAGCAUGGCAUCACAAAGGACCACCUUAGCUCCUACAGUCGACCGAUCACCACCGAACCCUACAUGGUUCAAACAGAUGUCGGCCGCCUCAUCGGUGACUUUGAGCGGUAUUUGGGAAUCCUUCGCAAUGUCCAUGAUGCUUUAGAUUUGCAGCUGGCCUUGGAUCAUGCCAAAGGCUGCCUUCCUGGCCAUGUGCAAGGAAAACUUCAGGACAUUUGCAACAUGGGUGGAACCGGUUUCGGCAGUCUUGAUGAAGGCCAUGGCAAAUUCAUGAAGAUCUCUUCAGCGCGAGAUGACCUUCUGGCAAUCCUCAACAACAAGGGAACUGAACCAGCAGUGAUCAAACAAUUGCUCGUCAUCGAUUACACCUUGGAGACGCAACAGAGCGUCUUGGUGCAGGGCCUGACAGCAGAAACACGCUUGCCACAGCUUUGCGAGCAGCUUCGGGCCUUGUUGACAGCGCUGGUUGGGCAUUUGCCACAGGAAGAUGAAUUGCAAGCGCUCUUGGCCGAUUGGACCACGUUUUCCGAGAGUUGCUCCCACAAACGUUGGAACAGUCCAGAGGAGAGCGCACUCCUCCUGAAGGCACUAUGUGAUCGUACCAGCCGAGUUGUUGGAGAACUCAGCGACAAGUGCCAAACCUUGAUGGGUCCGAAAGCCGCCUUCUUGGGUGCUGCAAUAGAUGCGCCGAGGAAGAACAUUGACGUUUUUGUCGAUGAGGUUCUUCGUGGGACCUCUUUGAUGGCCGUCAGCCUCAUCUUGCAGCGGAUGGAGCCUGUACUCCGGGACAUCGCGCACUUGCCCCCGUGGCAAAUGAUUUCUCCCAUUGACAAGCCCAUUAAGGGUGUCUUGCAGCUGAUUGACAAGAUGACUGGAGUGCAGGGAGAAGUUUUCCACACACCGACGAUUCUUCUCAGCGGAGCUGUGAGUGGAGAGGAGGAGGUGCCCGAUGGCGUCCUCGGUGUUCUGGUCCGAAGUGCCAAGGAAGCACCGGAUAUUUUAUCCCAUUGCGCCGUCCGCGCGCGGAACUUUGGAGUCUUGCUUUGCACCUGUUUUGACCCCAAGAUUUCGGAAAAGCUUGCAGCGGACUUUGCCAACAAAUGGAUUGAAGUCAGGUGUAAAGCAGAUGGGUCUUUGGUGGUGGCCGCUUGUGAGAAGCCGGCCACGUUGGAGGCCACACAAGCGGCGGCCGAGGCUGAGCAGGCCAAGGCUGCCCAAGCUGAAGUAAAGAUGAACCUCACUGAUGACCUCAGCUGCUCAUGGAUCCUUGUCAAGACAUCUGUGGGUUCCAAGAGUUUGAACCUGGCGUUGCUUCGACCCAAACUCCCAGCUGAGAUCUUUACGCCACAGGCAGUUGCUUUGCCCUAUGGAACGAUGCAGAAGUCGCUGACAGAUGAUGCCAACAAACAAGUGUUGCCUAUGCUACAGAAGGUCCUGAACCGGUUACAGCCGCAUACUUCCAAUGAAGAUGCACAAGUUAUCUUCGAAGAGGCUCAACAGAUUAUCGAGUCGAUGAAGUUCCCAAAGGCACUAAAGGAGGCCAUGCACAAGGCCAUGGGAGAGGUGGGUGCCAAAGAUGGAGAGGAGCGCCUUACCAAAUUGUUCCAUGAACGAGAUGCUUGGACCGCCGUGAAGGGCGUUUGGUCGUCUUUAUUCGCAUUGCGGCCAUGGGUGUCCUUAGCAAAGGCUGGAAGAAGUUUCCAUGAUCUGAAUAUGGCGGUACUUGUUCAGGAGCUUGUGGAAGCCAAAUAUGCCUUUGUGCUCCACACGAUCAAUCCUUUCACUAAGGACAAAGAUGAACUUUAUGGAGAGCUUGUGGCUGGAAGAGGGGAGACCUUGGUUGGGAAUUUCCCGGGACGGGCCUUGAGCUUUGCUGUGCGCAAGGGCGGCGAGCCUCGCGUCAUUUCUUUCCCCAGCAAAAGCGUGGCCUUACAUACCCAACAUUGUCUCAUUUUCCGCUCAGACAGCAAUGGGGAAGACCUUGAAGGUUUUGCUGGUGCUGGUCUCUUUGAAUCGGUUUGUGCAGAAGAGGAGAUGUGAUUGCUAAGUCAAAUGAGAGCUACUUUGAUUAAUUGAGGUGCCUUCCGCAAAAAGUUGAAUCCUUGCAAAACUGUGCAGGUUGCAACCCUGUGGAGUUGAUAUUGUCCUGCAGAUCUCAAUGAUGAACCUCAUCACCUUGUGUAUUGUUUUUGAUCGUCAUGAUUCAUUAUGAUUGGUAGCCAACUUUGACAGGACAAGGAAGGCUUCCAAAGACUGCAUCGUUGCUUGAUCGGAAUUCGGGCACACUCAAGACCAUCACACGUAGGCGG